This is a messenger RNA of Geosmithia morbida, 714 nucleotides long. RefSeq lists its product as uncharacterized. The coding region runs from base 1 to 714 and encodes 237 amino acids. The record is from RefSeq and is a predicted model, not a curated record. Lineage: Eukaryota; Fungi; Ascomycota; Sordariomycetes; Hypocreales; Bionectriaceae. The transcript has 3 exons.
AUGGCUCCCACCAAGCCCCAUUGGGUCCAGCCCUCGCACCCCGACAUCCAGGAAGUCAUCGUCAAUGAGGCCGAGUUCGCGACAAAGAGCCUGUCAAAGGUUUCCCUACCUCCGUUCUCCGUCUUUGCAAAGAUGGAAUUCCCUCCCUGCACCGUAGCCACGGAAGUUACGUAUGCCACUGUCCAGAUGGGCCGCAACAGCCACCUGAACCUCAAUAGCGACCUGCUGUAUAUCAACCACUCUUGCGAGCCCUCGCUUAUAUUUGACACGGGCAACUUCAACGUCCUCGUGGGACCCAGGGGCCUCGAGCCCGGAGAUGAACUGACAUUCUUCUAUCCUUCUACUGAAUGGAGCAUGUCCCAACCCUUUGAAUGUCUCUGCGGCACGCCGUCCUGCCGCGGCACCAUUGCUGGCGCAGGCAACAUGAAGCCAUCCCAGCUCGAGGGCUACUGGCUUAGCGGGCACAUUCGCGACCUGCUCGAGGAGAAGCAGAAGCAGGUUGGAAACGGUGUCUCCUCCCCUAACGACCCGGCCACCCAGGCUCUCCAAGGUGCUGUGAGCCAGGCAGAGCUGGCUCUCGAGGCCGCCCAGUCGGCUCUGCAGGUCUAUUUGCACAAGGGCAGUGUCGACGGUCUUGGAAAGAACCUCAGGAGAAGAGGGCUGACAUCAAGGGAGCUUUCGGGGGAGAUGGGUGGUGAUACGAUUGCUGUCUAG